AACAACAAAACACGUGUAGUUAUAACCUAGUGUCAUCACACAUGAAAAUCCCAACAAUAAAGAAAAACAAGUGAAUAAACAAUGAGUGAAGCAGCAGAAGUAUCAGAACCAAGAGCUGAAGAUCCUGAAGAAUCAAAACCACUAAAUUGCAAGUAUUGUACUCAACUAUGUGACCCAUAUGAGAAUCCAAAUUUAAUUUGCAUCUCCUGUAACGAGCCAGUGCACGUGCGAUGUCUCCGCCGUGGCGGAGUACCGGGUGGACUGAUCGGCGACGUCUUCUUCGACUUGACCUGCGUCGAGUGUCACCCCCUGCACGAAGAAACUCUGAUUCGUCAGAAAAUAUCCUGGCUGGGUAUCGUGAUCCUGACUCUGUACAACCUGAGGGCCAAGUCCGCGGGGAUCAGCAACCGGGGAUACUUUCACUGGAACUUGAACGUCAACGCCUUCGUGGAGAAGCACUGGGACAUUUUGUUCCCGAAGAAUGUCAAGCAAAAGAAGAACUGGAAGGGUACAAUCUCUGGUGCAUUAUCGCACUCUUCUAAAAAGGGCCAGAUCUUUUUCCAGUCCGGGUUUGAUGAACUUGCAGAGUCCGGUUACUGGAAGCUCAUAAAUAACGACCCCCCAGAAGUGCUGAUUGCCAGAAAUGACCAAGCGAUUGUUGACCGCAAACGUCGUGCUAAAAUACAGUCUUCGAUUCAAACUCUUCAGCAGCAUCAGAAUCAUCACCAGCAUCAGUACCAGAAUUAUCUACAGAACCAAAACCUCCAUCAGCAGCCAGAAUUUCCAACCACUAGUUUAAAUUCAUCACCAGUAAUUGAAGAGUCCAGCUCCUGCGAUGACAGCUACGGCGAUUCCUCCAGGACUCAAACGCCCUCGAUGUUUUCACGUGAGUACGUCCAACCUACGGAAAUUUUAUCAAAUUUUUUGUUUGCUGAUGAUGAUCUCCCAGAUAAAAUUGAUCCCCUUGCUACUAAUGAUGAUGACAAUUUAUUAAAUGACAUUGAUGUCGAUCUGAAUCAAUCAGAAGAGUCUUCGUCAAUUGACAUCAAAGAUUUCGACCUAAAAGACCUCAAGGUUUUGCAGGAUUUUGAUCUCAAGGACAAUGAUUUAGGCAUUGAUUUGAAUCUUGCCAAUCAGCUUGAUGAUCUAGAUCAACAUAUUGAUGAUCAUCAAGAUCUAGGUGAUCAGGAUGAUAAUCCUGAUGAUUUAGACAUCGACCUAAAAAAUUUUAGUGAUGAUGCUGACUUGCUGCAAUUUUUUAAAACAUUCAAUCCUGAUUGGAUGCAUGAUAUGCUUAGUAGUAAUGAUAAUAAUGAUAAUUAUGAAGAUACUGAUGGUAAUGAUGAUGACAGUAAUGAUAGCAACGGCAGCACCGGUAGCACGGAACCAGAACCGCCUCAGUCAUUAUUCAGUAGCGCGAAAAAACGCGACUACCCUUGGAAAAAAAAACGCGAUUGUGUUGAAAGUUCUGUGACGAAGGAGGACAAGGGAAAGAGGGUCAGGAUGAAUAAAAAUGAGGAAGAAUAUUUAUUGUCGACGAUAAAUAGCUCGUGGGUUGAUAAAAUGACUCCCAGAAUACGGAGGCUCUAUCGUAAGUUAGUUGUCAGGAGGAUAAAAAGGCUGGGAAAUGUAAAACUGGUCGACUGGGAUGAGGCUGGGAGAGGCAAGAUGGAGGAAAAGGUCUCGAGGAACGGAAGGGAGAGAGUUAUUGAUAGAUUCAGAAGGGAUUUGGGAACCGCGAGAAUGGAACAAAGACUGAUGGGCUAUUGCGAGAACGGAGAAAUUUGCAGUCCGUAUACGCAGAGAGGGUUGAAGCCGUUCAUUAGAAGAGACGACAGCUGCAGGCCCUUGUGGUUGGAGGUCAUGCAGGAACUGGAGGCUAAGGUUAAUGGCAAACAGCCCGAUUGGAGGCCUAGACCCAGGGCGACCGUCGACUAUUCCUAUGUCAGGCCGCAGCACAUCCCGGGUAUUAAUAGCCUCGCUUGCCAGUUCUUUUGGCCGGGAAUUGAUUUAACUGAGUGCCUGCAGUACCCAGACUUUACUUGCGUGGUGCUUUAUAAAAAACUUAUAAUAGGAUUUGGAAUUCUCGUCCCUGAUAUUGGGUUCGACGAAGCUUAUAUCUCGUUCUUUUUGAUUCGACCCGAGUGGCGUAAUUCAGGAAUCGGGACUUUUAUGCUCUACCACCUGAUCCAAACUUCGAUGGGCAAGGAUGUGACCCUUCAUGUAUCAGCAACAAAUCCCGCGUUGAUUCUUUAUCAGAAGUUUGGUUUCAAAAUCGAACAGUUUGUCCAAGACUUUUAUGACAAAUACAUGACUACCGGCGCCAAAGAAUCACGACAUGCAUUAUUUUUACGUCUCAGCCGCUAGUUAAUUAUUUAUUUAUU
Molecule: messenger RNA, 2384 nt
Organism: Microplitis mediator
Lineage: Eukaryota; Metazoa; Arthropoda; Insecta; Hymenoptera; Braconidae
Gene: Atac2
Product: cysteine-rich protein 2-binding protein
Exons: 2
Coding region: 82-2367 (761 amino acids)
Molecular function (GO): acyltransferase activity, transferring groups other than amino-acyl groups
Source: RefSeq, a predicted model, not a curated record